This is a messenger RNA of Ipomoea nil (Japanese morning glory), 3989 nucleotides long. Its product is annotated as regulator of nonsense transcripts UPF2. Gene Ontology annotation, cellular component: exon-exon junction complex; cytoplasm. The record is from RefSeq and is a predicted model, not a curated record. Bases 149 to 3730 code for a protein of 1193 amino acids. Gene Ontology annotation, biological process: nuclear-transcribed mRNA catabolic process, nonsense-mediated decay. NCBI's taxonomy places the organism in Eukaryota, Viridiplantae, Streptophyta, Magnoliopsida, Solanales, Convolvulaceae. The transcript has 19 exons. Gene Ontology annotation, molecular function: RNA binding; protein binding.
UCACCCUAUUUGGUUCUCCAUCGCGGGGUUUUAUUCUACAGAAACAAUUAAACGAACACUCUCUUUUCCCAUUCUCCAUGAUUUGUAAGCUCUGAGCUCAGAACUCUCCGACUAAGUGAAAAGAUAAUUGCUGCUAGUAUAAGGAAAGAUGGAAAAUGCAGAGGAUGAAGGCCGUGUUGGAGGUGGACACCAAGAGAAACAUGAAGAUGAGGAAACUGUUGCCCGCCUUGAGGAAUUCAAGAAAUCCAUUGAGGCAAAAAUGAUUCUCCGCAAGAGCAAUUUUAACCCAGAAAGGCCAGACUCAGGAUUCCUCAGGACACUGGAUUCCAGCAUUAAGCGUAACACUGCAGUCAUUAAAAAACUUAAGCAAAUUAAUGAAGAGCUGCGAGAAGGGUUGAUGGAUGAGCUGCGAAGUGUCAACUUAAGUAAAUUUGUCAGUGAAGCAGUGACUGCUAUUUGUGAUGCUAAGCUUCGAACAGUAGACAUUCAAGCUACUGUUCAGAUCUGUUCUUUGCUUCAUCAGCGAUACAAGGACUUUUCACCAAGCCUAGUUCAAGGCCUCAUGAGAGUGUUCUUUCCUGGAAAAUCUGCUGAUGACUUAGAUUCAGACAGGAAUUCAAGGGCCAUGAAGAAGCGUAGCACAUUAAAACUUCUUUUGGAACUUUAUUUUGUUGGAGUUGUAGAUGAUUGUAGCAUCUUUGUAAACAUUAUUAAGGAUCUCACUAGCGCAGAACACUUGAAGGAUCGAGAUGCAACCCAGACAAAUUUGUCCCUCCUUGCAAGUUUUGCUCGACAAGGGAGAUAUCUGCUUGGUCUUCCACUGACUGACCAAGAUAUUCUUGAAGAGUUUUUCAAAGGCCUUAGUGUCACAGCAGAGCUGAAAAAGUUCUUUAGGAAGGCAUUUCAAACAUAUUAUGAUGCAGCUGUUGAACUUCUUCAGUCAGAGCAUGCUUCACUUCGCCAAAUGGAGCAUGAAAAUGCAAAGAUUUUGGCUGCUAAAGGUGAACUGAGUGAGGAAAGUGCCUCUUCAUAUGAAAAGCUGCGGAAAGCUUAUGACCAGCUGUACCGUGGUAUCUCUGCUUUAGCAGAAGCACUUGACAUGCAACCUCCUGUGAUGCCUGAGGAUGGUCACACAACCAGGGUAACAUCAGUGGAAGACAUAUCUUCUGGUGGUGUUAAAGAUUCUUCUGUCUUAGAAGCCCUGUGGGAUGAUGAGGAUACAAGGGCUUUCUAUGAGUGUUUGCCAGAUCUCAGGGCAUUUGUCCCUGCUGUUUUAUUGGGAGAAACAGAACCCAAGUUGAGCGAGCAGGCUCCAAAGGCUCAAGAACAACCCACUGAAUUGGCAUUGGAUUCAGAUCAAGGUCAGAGUCAGACAGCUGCAAAAGACAUUGCAGAGGGUUCUGCAGAUUCUAGUGUGACAGUGGAGGAUAAGAUUGACAAAGUCAAGGAUAAAGAUGAAAAAGAUAAAGAAAAGACCAAAGAAGGAGACAAAGAUAAAGUGAAAGAAAAGGAAUCAGAAAGAAAAGUAGACAGUGAAAAGGAUAAAGUUAAAGGUCUCGAAGGAACCAAUUUGGAUGGUUUACUGCAGCGGCUCCCGAAUUGCGUUAGCCGUGACUUGAUAGACCAGUUGACUGUGGAAUUUUGCUACUUGAAUUCUAAAUCUAACAGGAAGAAGCUUGUAAGGGCUCUGUUCAAUGUUCCUAGAACUUCUCUGGAAUUGUUGCCAUACUAUUCACGUAUGGUUGCAACACUCUCUACUUGCAUGAAGGAUGUGUCUUCCAUGCUUUUACAGUUGUUAGAGGAAGAGUUCAACAAUUUGAUAAAUAAGAAGGAUCAAAUGAACAUAGAAAGCAAAAUAAGGAAUAUUCGUUUUAUUGGAGAACUCUGCAAGUUUAAAAUUGCACCAGCUGGUCUGGUUUUCAGUUGUCUAAAGGCUUGUUUAGAUGAUUUCACUCAUCACAAUAUUGAUGUUGCUUGCAAUCUUCUUGAAACCUGUGGUCGUUUUCUCUACCGCUCUCCUGAGACCAUGAUUCGCAUGGCUAACAUGUUAGAGAUAUUGAUGCGGUUGAAGAAUGUCAAAAAUUUGGAUCCCCGCCAUAUCACCUUAGUGGAGAAUGCAUAUUACUUGUGCAAGCCACCUGAAAGGUCUGCACGAGUUUCUAAAGUUCGUCCACCUUUGCAUCAGUAUAUAAGAAAACUCCUUUUCUCGGAUCUUGACAAAUCUUCUAUAGAGCAUGUACUAAGACAACUUCGGAAACUUCCUUGGAGUGAAUGUGAGGAAUACGUUUUGAAGUGCUUUAUGAAGGUGCACAAGGGGAAGUACAGUCAGAUUCACUUGAUUGCAUCACUUACCGCUAGUUUGAGCCGGUAUCAUGAAGAAUUUUCUAUUGGUGUUGUUGAUGAGGUUUUAGAGGAGAUAAGGGUGGGAUUAGAGUUGAAUGACUUUGGGAUGCAGCAGAGGCGCAUUGCUCACAUGCGGUUUGUAGGAGAACUGUAUAACUAUGAAAUGGUGGACUCAUCAGUCAUUUUUGAUACACUCUAUCUGAUUCUUGUUUUCGGCCAUGGAACAGCAGAGCAAAACACACUGGAUCCACCAGAGGAUUGUUUCCGUAUCAGGAUGGUCAUUACACUUCUUGAAACUUGUGGACAUUACUUUGAUAGAGGUUCAUCGAAGAGGAAACUUGAUCGGUUCUUAAUUCAUUUCCAGAGAUACAUAUUGGGCAAAGGCGUGUUGCCCCUGGAUAUUGAGUUUGACUUGCAGGACUUGUUUGCUGAAUUACGCCCCAACAUGACUCGAUAUGCCUCAAUUGAAGAAGUCAAUGCAGCACUUCUGGAACUUGAUGAACAUGAGCGGACAGUUUCAACUGAAAGGGCCACUAUUGAGAAGCAUUCAGACAGAGACAGGUAUUCUAGCAGGGUGACCUCUGACAUACCUGUUAACGGGCAAAGCCUUACAAAUGGUACUGAAGAAAAUGGUGAGCUGCACGAAGAAAUGGGUGACAGUGAAAGUGAUUCUGGGAGUCACACUACUGAGCAUCCAGGACGUGAUGAUGAUGAUGAAUUCGAUGAAGAGAAUCGUGAUGAUGGGUCUGAGAGUGAGGAUGAGUAUGAUGAUGGUGAUGGAGCUGCUUCUGAUGAAGAUGAUGAAGUACAUGUCAGGUCAAAAGUUGCUGAAGUUGAUCCUCUGGAGGAGGCUGACUUUGAGCGGGAACUGCGGGCUUUAAUGCAGGAAAGUUUGGAUUCACGAAAAUUGGAGCUGCGGACGAGGCCAACAAUAAACAUGGCGAUACCAAUGAAUGUGUUUGAGGGGCCAGCAAAGGAUCAUCGUGGAGUUGAAGGAGAAAGCGGGGAUGAGACAUUGGAUGAAGAAGCAGGAGGAAGCAAGGAGGUUCGAGUUAAGGUUCUUGUGAAGCGGGGCAACAAGCAACAAACAAAGCAGAUGCUCAUCCCUCGUGAUUGCUCUCUCAUACAGAGCACAAAGCAGAAAGAAGCAGCCGAGCUGGAGGAAAAACAAGAUAUCAAGCGGUUAGUGUUGGAGUAUAACGACAGAGAAGAGGAGGAGCUUAAUGGCCUGGGAAACCAAGCUCAGAGCUGGAUGCAAAGCAGCAGCGGUAGCAGAGCUUCUUCAAAUCGGGGCGGCAACUCCUCGUGGGAUCACAGCCGGAGCGGUGGACGUCACCGCUACCUGCACCAUUCCGGCGGCGGCCUAUAUUAUGGCAGAAGAAGAUGAAAACAUCUACACUCCCAACCACCUCCCUCAUAUUCAUCGGUUUCUAUUACACACUUUUAACACAAGCGGUCUCCAUCACAAUUGGUUUGUGCUUUUUCUUGUACUACUACAAUACCAUUGUCCAGGGUUUUGGCAUACUUUCCCAACUGUUACAAUCAACUGAAACCUAUUUCUACAAUGUCUGCCGUACAAGCGUGGAGGAAAAUGUGAAUUUAGCUGUAAAUAAUAUUCAACCGCUUGCAAACAAGACCAUUUUUAC